AUGGCUAACCGAGGCGUCUCAUGGGAUCCCCAUGUCCACACAAUUGCGGACCUCAAGGACCUUGGCAGCAAGAAGCUCCCCAAGAUGUAUCGGGACUACUUCAAUGAAGGUGCCAUGGAUCUGGUUACAUUGAGAGACAACGAAGAGGCCUAUAACAGGUACAAGAUCCGGCCGCGCAUUCUCGUCAACGUCGACAAUGUGGAUAUAUCGACCGAAAUCUUUGGGUGCAAGACGGCGCUGCCUCUGGGCUUCAGUCCGGCUGCAAUGCACCGUCUAGCGCAUCCCGAUGGCGAGAUUGCUACCUCACGAGCUGCCGCCAAGAUUGGCAUUUGCAUGGGCCUCUCUUCAUAUGCGACGGCCUCUCUUGAGGAUGUCGCUGCUCAAGGAUCAGGGAACCCUUACGUGAUGCAGCUCUGUGUUUUGCGCGAUCGUGAGACAACACUUCAGAUGCUGCGACGCGCUGAAGCGUCCGGAUACAAGGCCAUCUUCCUCUCUGUGGAUGUCCCCAUGCUCGGCCGUCGAUUAAACGAAUAUCGCAACAACUUUGUCCUCCCUGACGAUAUGGCCUGGCCCAAUUUGCUGUCCGAUGGCAAGAGUGAACUCAGCGGAUCCAGCGAGGAUCUGACCCAGAGCAAGCAUGACUUUGACCCGUCGCUCGACUGGGACACUGCCAUUCCCUGGCUGCGCCAGCACACUAAGCUCCAGCUCUGGAUCAAGGGUGUGUACGCCGCUGAGGAUGUCCAGCUGGCCAUCAAGUACGGUCUUGACGGUGUCGUCGUGUCGAACCACGGUGGUAGACAGCUGGACGGUGUCCCUGCGACCCUCGACGCACUCCGAGAAUGUGUCAUCGCAGCCAAUGGAAAGAUUCCUGUUGCUGUUGACGGUGGCAUCCGACGAGGUACCGACAUCUUCAAGGCGCUCGCUAUGGGAGCCAGCCACUGCUUCGUGGGCAGAAUCCCCAUCUGGGGCCUUGCAUACAACGGCCAAGAGGGUGUAGAGCUUGCUCUCAAGAUUCUCAUGUACGAGUUCAAGCUUGCCAUGGCGCUCGCCGGAUGCCGUACGAUCAAGGACAUUUCGAGAAGUCAUCUCGCGUUUCUCAACUCGGAGGGUAUUUUGGCCAAGUUGUAA
Molecule: messenger RNA, 1128 nt
Organism: Fusarium keratoplasticum
Lineage: Eukaryota; Fungi; Ascomycota; Sordariomycetes; Hypocreales; Nectriaceae
Product: FMN hydroxy acid dehydrogenase domain-containing protein
Exons: 6
Coding region: 1-1128 (375 amino acids)
Molecular function (GO): oxidoreductase activity; FMN binding
Source: RefSeq, a predicted model, not a curated record